Paramecium sonneborni is the source of this 1372-nucleotide messenger RNA. NCBI's taxonomy places the organism in Eukaryota, Ciliophora, Oligohymenophorea, Peniculida, Parameciidae. The record is from the annotation of a GenBank genome assembly.
AUGAAGGUCCACAAAAUGUAUUAAUGUUUAUUUAUGAAGGAAUCCUGGGGGUUUAGAAAUUUUAAAGUGGAAGUUGUGCCACAUUCAUCAGGUUGUUUAACGUGUAAUAAUGAGAAACCUGAUGAAUGUUGGUAAUAUGAUCUAAUUGAAAUAACCUUGUUUGAUAAUUUUAAUUUUGAUGGAUGGAAUCUUGAUAAUUAAUAGUUUUCUAAAUAAAAUUAAUUAUUAUUCCAAAUAUCAUACUUCUAGAACUGUGCUUCUAAUAUUAUUUUAUAAUGCGGAAUCUAAGAACUAUUUGCUACCUGUAAUAUAAUUGACUCCUCCUAUUAUACCCAAAUAUUAGCGCAUGAACUUUUGCUAAUAAUUGAUUAACAAAUUAGUGCAUAAACAGUUUUUAAACAAAUUAAAGUCAUUAAUGUGUGGUAAUAGUAAUGAAGGUGAAAAGUUACGCAGCAAUCGUGUACCAUAGUCUCAUACAUCUGAUAAGAUGUAAAUCAAGAUGAAAUUUAACCUAGUUUCAUCAAAUGGAUUUUGGGGAUUAAGAGUUUUUAGAUUAUUUGUAGUUAAAUGUUAUGAAACAUGUCUUGCGCAUUCUGGGUCAAAUAAGAAUGAUUGUUAAGCUUGUAAAUCUGAUUUAUAUUACAUAAUUUUGAAUGUGUAGAUGGUAUCAUUUCAAUUAUAAUUUAGUAAAAUGGAGUUUGGGAUUAAAACAAUUUUUUAACUUUAAGAUUUUCAAGCUUAAAUUGGAUGGACUAUAUCUAAUGUUUAUAAUAAUAAAUCCCCAUUUUAAACAUGUGAUAAUACUAAUAUAUUGAGAGGAUUCUCCUUAUCAGCUAAGGAUGCUUAAAUAGCAUUAGAUUUUAAUCCUAAUCACACCAAAAUAAGAGUCAAAUUAGAAUUUUGAAAUUUGGUAUUUUAGAAAAUAAAUGGUUUCAAGUUUAUUAAGCAUAAUUUGGAUUUUGAGAAAAGUAAGUAAAUUGGGGAUCAAAUAAUCCAUAUGUUUAUAGAAAAUUUAGAUUUUGAAUUUCUUCAUAAUAAGCCCUCUAUCAAUUUGUUAAUGACGAGUAUUUUAGAUCAAUUUGCAGAUGAGGAAUCUUGGGGUAUCAGAAAUUUUGAAUUAUUAUAUGGAGUACCAAAUGAGUGUAGUUAUCCUAUCAUAGAUUUUAAUAAUAUGCCAGAAUUCAUAGGAAAUAGGUUUACUUAAUCAUCAGAUUAUUCUUUUGAUCAAUCAUUAUAAAUAAAAUAGUAAUAUCUGAACUUGGAAUCUCUUUGUAGCCUAACUUUGAAUAAACUAUUAAUGGUGAUCCUACAAUUUACAAACUAACUAUUUCAAUUAUGUGUACUUGUUAUUAAAAUGAUUUAACAUUUUUGA